UGCUAUGCGACGACGCUACAACACUCCCAUGAACUGCUUGGCAUAAAUAACCAUUACUUAGGCUAGCAACUCAUAUUUCAGGGGCGUCUUCCGGUGACUUUCUGUUCAUCAGUCCAGCCAUGCCUCUUCCAGACACAUUCUACUGUGCCCAGCAAAUCAACAUCCCUCCCGAGCUGCCAGACAUCCUUAAAGACUUUACUAAGGCAGCCAUCCGAACACAGCCCAAGGAUUUGUUGCAGUGGUCUACGGCAUACUUCAGUGCUCUGUCUAAAGGAGAGUGUCUGCCUGUUAAGGACAGGCUGGAAUUAAAUGUUGCCACCCAGAAGACGGACACUGGGCUGACUCCAGGUCUUCUGAAGAUCCUCCACAAACAGCUAUCGCCCAAGAAAACCUGUAGCAAAGAGGAACUGCAGGCGAAGUGGAAGGGCCUGUGUCUACCUGUGGCUCAGCUGGAGACCCUGCUGUCGCUGGGCAGCUUUGGCUCAGAUAUCGACUGGAUGGACUUUUUUGCCCUGGGCUGCAGCGCUCUUGGAGGGACUCUUAUCAGUUCACUUAAGUUUGCCUGCGAGAUCCUAACAGAGGAUGAGACGGGUGGUGCCGCAAAGAUCCCGUUCGACACCUUUGUCAGGCUCUACACUUACCUGGCUCAGCUAGACGGGGACGUGCCACAGGAACACAUUGACAACUUCCUCAGCAGUCUGCAGCCACAAGUCAACAAGCAGAACGGCAUGAUUCAGGUUUCCAACUUCUACCCCAGCAGGAAGGGAGGGAAGCAGUAGCAGAAAGCAGUGGAAGAAAGAAGUUAGAAAUAGGAAUAAGGAAAUGAUGGCACCCAAUUAAUAAAUGGAGCAGCUAACGCUUCGUCAAGCACAGCUGUUUUUCCAAAAAGAAA
Messenger RNA from Neolamprologus brichardi, 892 nucleotides. RefSeq names its product rhophilin associated tail protein 1-like (gene ropn1l). NCBI's taxonomy places the organism in Eukaryota, Metazoa, Chordata, Actinopteri, Cichliformes, Cichlidae. The record is from RefSeq and is a predicted model, not a curated record.